This is a messenger RNA of Caenorhabditis remanei, 3966 nucleotides long. RefSeq lists its product as uncharacterized. Gene Ontology annotation, cellular component: cytoplasm; nucleus. The coding region runs from base 1 to 3966 and encodes 1321 amino acids. The record is from RefSeq and is a predicted model, not a curated record. The transcript is spliced from 10 exons. Gene Ontology annotation, biological process: regulation of small GTPase mediated signal transduction; positive regulation of GTPase activity. Lineage: Eukaryota; Metazoa; Nematoda; Chromadorea; Rhabditida; Rhabditidae. Gene Ontology annotation, molecular function: GTPase activator activity.
AUGUUUGCCCGAAAGGGUAAAUCAUCGGAUGUGCAAGCAAGUAUAUCUCGAUUCACUGAUUUGAACAGGGAUUGUGUCAGUCGAGUGAAACAUUUGAAGAUACUUCUUGAUACGUUGACCACUAAUGAAAAGCGUCAACUUCUCGAUGAACACAGUUUUGAAACAUUUCAUUUAGUGGAUGAACUUCUUCUCGUGAAUGAUGUUUCCAGUCAAAUUGAUAGUGCAAUCGAAGCAGAAUCAGGAUUAUGGACAUUAGAACAAGUUCUUUGUUUGGCACCUGAAUUAGUUGGAAGUGGUUGGCAACGUCAUGCAAUCGAAUCUCUUCUCAAGAAGGCGGUUUAUCCCAAAAAUUUGAUGGCAGUUCGAAAAAUUGCGAUUCGGCUUUUCCUCGUCUUCUAUCAAUGUCUUGGAGUAUAUGGAAAAGCAACACCUGAUCUCGAUCGUGUUUUUCAAUGUCUUCUACCAUUUUUCCCUUUGAAAAGUGGAGAAAAUGCAGAAGACGUUCUUAACGAGUACUGUCAGUCAUCUGGAACCGGAGAUUGGUGUGAACGAUUGAGAAAUGGACCGAUUAAAUCAACUGCAUCAGCUGCACAGACUUCAAAAGAAAGAGCACAAAUGCUUCAAGUAUAUUUAGAUAAAUUCUUGGAAUAUUGUACACGAGAAACAGUGAGAAUUGAGUGGAAUGAUGAGGGAAAACGACAAGAAUGUGCCAAUUUUAUAAUUGAUAAAGUAAUAAAACUGUACAUGGGAGAAUGUUUCACUGAAUUGGAAACCAAUGGAGUAGAUGUCUUUGGUGGAUGGGAAGGUGCAGAUGAACAAGGAGAACCAUUAGAUACAGCAGAUCCUGUGGUUAUUGCAAGAUAUUGGUUAAUUCGAUGGAUUAAUAAUAUCGCAUCAGCGACACAUCAACCAACAAAUGGACCACCACAAUCAGCUCACUCGUCACUAAUUCUGUAUAGAAAUGCGUUGUUUUCAUCGCAUAAGGCCACGAACGUCGCUCUUACUCUAAUGAGGGAAGCUAUGAAACUACCAUUAGCGUGCUCAAAUGUGACUCACAAAGUGGUGAAUGUGCUGUCUUCGUGGCUUCUACAGUAUGAAAUUCCACCAUUCGUUGCUUCAGGAGAAGUGUCGAUUGAGAGAUGUUCACUGUUAUUGGCUAAUAUUCUUCUCAGUUUCUUUCAUAGUCCAUAUCUGGCGCAAAGCGGAGAAAGGCAUUCUUCUGCAAUUUCCAUUGCAUUUGCCAUUCUUACCUCUUGCAAACAGUUGGUAUCUCAUCGUAUUCAGCUUCCAAAACCUCUACCACAGAAGUUUUGGUCUGAAUUAAUGAGUGGUCUAUGUGCUGUUGCUUCGAAGAUUUGUCAUCAAUCGGAUAUUUUCUCUCAACAUGUUUCAGCUGCAUUCACUUCAACUCUUAUUUCAAAUGUUGUUAUUAUAAAAGCAGUGAGAAGAAUUGAAAUUGAUGACGACGUGUGGGAUGAGGUACACGAAGUUAUGAAGAGAGGUGUAUGGAUUCCAAUGGCUGAGCAAUGGGCUGCGAUAGUGAACAGUGUAACACGAGCUUUAAUUCUCCAUCUCGCUCACAUUGAUAUAUUUUCCCGUGAAGAAGCUCUCCGAAAAGCAACAGAGGUAUCUCAAACAAGUAGAAGACAAGCAAUUGAAUCAGCCAAUGCAAUGGAAGAACCGAGAAAAGAAUCAUCAGAAGCUGGAGAUUCAAUGUCGUCAACGAAUACGAUUUCAGAGGAUAAUGUAUUCCACGAUACAGAUGAUAUCACCAAUGCUGUGACGUCGUGGUCUGGGGAUAAAUUGGCUUGGCUUCAAACAUGGCGUCGAGUGAUUUCACUAGUCGAUCCAUACACAAAUUCUAGUGCACACGUGGCGAUCGACUGCAUGUCAUUGACAAUCAAAAAUUUGUUAUCUGUCAAUCUCCACCCGCUUGCUCAUUGGCUCGCUUGUCGUCUUGUCACCGUACCACCAAUUCUCCUUCCACGUUGCGUUCCUGCUCUAUCUGCAAUUUUGAACGAGUCAAGUGUUCGACGUCCUCCACCACUCCUCUCAGCCAACAUUUUACUCUGUUUUAUUCGUCUGAUGCAAUCGAAAGAACAAUCGGUCGUUCCGGCAAUAUGCGGACUUUCAGCCAAUGAACUUUCAAUAGUAGCACCUAGAGCUUUAGAGCAUCUGCCAAAAAUGCUUCAAGCUGCUCGGACUUCCAAGGAUUCAAAAAUGUCCUCGAACUCUCUCAAGCUUUUCGCAAUGCUCUCUUCAAGCUAUCCCGGAGCAGAGCAGAUCCUUCUCGAUCAUUUGGUGCAUACUGAUGUCUCUGAAAACGCCGUGGUCAUUGUCAACACUCUGGCAAUCCUCAUUGUUCAGAAAGCACAAAUCGACUUGGUUCUAUCAGCCCUGAAAGUUAUCGAAACUCAUCAAUUUGCUAUGCGUUUGAUACCGCUUUUCUGCUCAGCCAUUGCCACUUUGGCUCAGUUUUCAAGUACAACUUUGCUCCAAGCAUUGCUCCGAGCAGCUAGUCUUCUCAGAGAUGAGCGACAGAGAACUGAAAUUGAGUGGCAGAUGGUCAAACUAUGUGUACAAUGGCCUCAACCACAGAUGCCGCUUGUCAUCAGAGGAAUUCUAGCUGAUCGUCACAUGGUACUUCAUGGAGAAUUAGUAGGAUUAGGAGGGCAGUAUCCCAUAAGAGGAUUCGACGUGUCACGAUGGAACUCUUCUGGAUCGCAAGCUCCAGGAUCGCAGGCAACAAGUCAAGAGGAUAAAACCGUCUACAUUAAUCGACAGACCGCUAUCAUUUCCCUAUCCAGACCUACUCCCUCUAAAUUUGAAAUCACUUCCCGAACAGUUGUUGCUCGUCACAUCUGGGAUCUCGACACUCUUGAAACUCCACGCCCAUCUACCCGUCACGUCACUAACUGGCUCCGGAAAGAAGCUCUGAAAGGCAAAAAACCGGGGAGGGAAUCUCAAGGAAUUUUGGGAGCCAUGGAUGAUCCAUUCGAUGACUUGCCAAGAGCGCCCUCAUCUGCCUCUACCGGAACUGGAUCACUUGGGUCCGGGGUCCUUGGUUCUCCUGUCGAAGGAUCAGCUCAAUUUGCAUCUAUGAUUGAAACAUCCAGACGACAACCACAGCCUCUCGGAUCAGGUUCUGGUACAAUGGGUUCUGGACCAGUUGGUUCAGGUCCAACUCCUGCUUUCACUCCAAACUCAAAACUUCUAGAAUGGAGAUCUCUAUCAGCAUCUCUUGGAUUUGUCCCUCUAGUUUCACAAGUUCACACAAAUUUCCUCCGAGAUUUGAAGCAUUUGGAUCAAACUUCUUCACGAGAAGUUCACAAAGUUGCUGUGAUUUUCGUUGGUGAUACUCAAGAAGACCGAGCUUCCAUUCUAUCAAACACUUCUGCUUCGCCACAAUUCGAUGACUUCGUCUCGGAACUUGGAUGGGAGAUAAAAGUUGGAAGAGGUCACGAAGGAUAUUCUGGAGGACUUCCUGUCGAAACAAGAGCUCCGUACUAUGCAGAUGCAGAAUCUGAAUGUAUAUUCCAUGUAUCCACGUGGCUAAAUGGAGACGUUCAGCAAAAAUGGAAGCAUAUCGGAAACGAUGAAGUGCAUGUUGUGUGGACGGAGAAUUAUCGAAAAGUGUACACAAGAGAAACGAUUGCAACGAAAUUCUGUGAUGUAUUGAUCGUGUUGGAACACGUUGGAGAUAAGAUGGUCCGUGUUCGUGUCGACACUGCUUCUGCUCUCGAGUUUGGCCCACUUUUCGAUGGAGCUCUAGUGACAAUGUCUGAGUUGUCUCAAUUGGUUAGACUCACUGUGAUCAAUGCUUCCCGUGCUUAUCGUUUGGCUCGUGUCGAACACUCUCGUCCACUUCGUCAUCGAGAAGAAGUUUUUUGUAAUGAAGCUUUAGGUCAUAUGAGACCAAUGGCUUUGGCUCAAUCCAUUAAUCACUUGUAUGUACCCACUAUUUAA